Molecule: messenger RNA, 3617 nt
Organism: Salvelinus sp. IW2-2015
Lineage: Eukaryota; Metazoa; Chordata; Actinopteri; Salmoniformes; Salmonidae
Source: RefSeq, a predicted model, not a curated record
CCUCUCUCUGAUCCUGGUCAGAUGUGUGGACUGGUCAACCCAGCUCAGCAGUUCUACUGGCAGAGCUCCCUGUGCUCCAAGACACAUGGCUACGUCUGUCAGAAAGACCCACCUACACCCCCCGUUCACCCAGAAGAGACAGGUUUCUGCUCCAGUCCGUGGAUUCCCUACGCUGCCAGGUGCUACCUCCUGCAGCGUACCAAGAAGACCUGGACAGAGGCUCAGACGGAAUGUCGGAAGGACGGAGGCGACCUGGCCAGCAUCUACAACAUUGAGGAGCACAGCUUUGUGAUGUCACAGCUGGGAUAUGCGGCCGCUGACGAGCUGUGGAUCGGGAUGAACGAUGUCAAGAUGCCACUACUGUUUGAGUGGAGCGACCAAUCCCCUGUCACCUUCACCAGGUGGGAGGAAGCCAUGCCAAUGGGGGGCAACUGUGUCCUGGUCAGGGGAGAGCAGGGCAGGUGGGCUACCCAGGUGUGUGACACCCAGCAUGGCUUCAUCUGUAUGAAGAAAUCUACCUCCAAACCCACAGGGGACCAGGUGGACACUAACCCAGGCUGCAAACCGCAUUGGACCAGGCACGGCUCCUACUGCUACUUUGUGGGACCAGAGAUCAAGACCUUUGAUGAGGCCAAAGAGACAUGCAAGAGCUCACAAUCAUAUCUGGCAGAUGUUUCUAGCAGGGUGGAUAAUGCUUUCCUGAUCAGCCUGGUUGAGUCCCAGCCAGAGCAAACACUUCUGACGGCACUCUCCAACCAGAAGCGCACAUCGACAUCGUCAGCAGGACGCAGUAGACAGGGUUGUGUGGCCAUGACAACAGGGACUCUAGCUGGAUUAUGGGAUGUACUGAGCUGCACCAAUCAGGAGAAGUAUAUCUGUAAACACCUGGCAGAAGGAGCGGGGCCAACACCAGAACCAAUCACACCUGUCCCUCCCAGGUGCUAUGAGGGCUGGAGUCCUCUGGGGUCUAGGAGCUACUGCUUCAAGUUCUUUACAGGGCAUCGCGCAGAUAAGAAGACCUGGUUUGAGGCUCGGGACUUCUGCAGGGGGAUUGGAGGAGACCUACUCAGCAUCCACAGUUCUACAGACCUCCAGUCUAUGCAUCAUGUCCGUGGUGGGACUUCCUGGAUCGGCCUGAGUGCUCAGGAUCCCAACGCUGGCUACGCCUGGACUGAUAGGUCGCCACUGUCCUUCCAACACUGGAUAGAGGGGGAACCCAACAACUCCAACGGCGUGGAGUCCUGUGCUGAGAUUAUGAACUCUCAUUGGGAUGAAGAGGGAUCCUGGAACGAUGUAAACUGUGAGGGCUACAACGACUGGCUGUGUGAGAUCCCUAAAGGAUUGACCCCACUACCUCCUCCCAACAACACCGUCCCUGAGUAUAAUGUGACAGAGGAUGGCUGGCUGGAGUAUGGAGGCUCUCAAUAUUACUUUAAUAGUGAACAGCUGCCCAUGGAGAACGCCAGACACUACUGUCAGCAGAGGCAUGGGGGCCUUGUUGUUAUCAACGGACUAACAGAAAAUACAUUUCUGUGGAAAAAGAUCAAUAAAGAGCAUUUGGGAAACCAUUACAUCGGGCUAACAGUUGAUCUUGAUCAGUCUUUCGGGUGGAUGGACGAUUCCCCAGUUGUAUUCCAGAGAUGGGACAACAACCAGCCGGACUUCAAGAACAACGAUGAGAACUGUGUUGCCAUGACCAGCUCCAUGGGUUUCUGGCACGACUAUAACUGUGGCACUGAAAUGAGGUCCAUCUGUGAGAGGAGUGGUUCCCCCCCAGUGAACAGCACUGUGCCCCCUACUGCCCCCCCCACAGGAGGCUGCCCCCCGGAAUGGACCCUCUACCAGUCUAAGUGCUACAAAUUGAUUGGAUACCGGGUACCUAGUACCUGGCUCGAGGCCAGAUCGUACUGCCAAUCCGUGGGAGCUAACCUGGCGUCCAUCACCAGUAGGCGUGAGCAAGCAAUAGAGAUAGAGGGCUCUGGAUGGAUUGAGGGAUUCCACCAUUUUAAAGUAGUCAACUGGAUGUUCCCAUCGCGAUGGUAUCACUAUGGUCAGAGAUUGUCGCAGAUAUUCCCAUCGCAAGAGCACUAUCGUCAGAUGUACAUGGAUAUGCUUUCCUCUCAGGCUAGUCGGUGUAUUGUGAUGGCCAGUUCCUCCUCCAUCUUGGGAAAAUGGGAAAUCAGGUCCUGCAACGACACACACGGCUUCAUCUGUCAGCGCAAAGUUGACUCAGGCAUCCCAGUCCCGGCGACAACAGUGUUACCUAGAGGCUGGGUGAAGCUGGCCAACGACUCCUACAAGGUGCUGCCCCAGAACAGGACAUGGUACGAAGCCCGGGUGCAGUGUGAGGCUGAGGAGGGCCAGCUGGCUAGCACCCUGGAUGAACUGUCAGCAGCCUACCUGGAGCUGCAGGCUCUGAAGCUGCAGACACCACUGUGGAUUGGACUCAAUAGGAAUGAGACGCAAGGCUACUUCAGGUGGAUGGACGGCUGGCCCUUGAGCCUGUCCCGGUGGGCACAAGACGAGCCCAGCAGAGACCGGUCCUGUGUCUACCUGGAUGUGGAAGGCACCUGGAAGACAGCCCUUUGUAACCACACCUACCCCAGUGUGUGUAAGCAAUCCCUAGCUGUCCCGCCCACGGCCCCACCCCAGACCCCGGGGAGUGAUAUCCAGAUCUGUACAAUUCUACUAGAAACACCACCAACAACUGCGCCUCAGAAGGCAGAUCAGAGGCGUGUGUAUUCAGGCCUGGCAGUGGUGGUGGUAUUGGCUGCCAUGUGUCUGAUGGGCCUCACAGCCUUAAUGCUCUACAAGAAGACCGGCCGUCCCCUGCCCUCCUUCACCAAACCCCUGGUCUUCAGCGCAGACCGGAGUGCCUUCGACAACCCCCUCUACACGGAGCCCGUCACCGAGGUCGACCCCAGCAUGGUGGACACUAGCCAACUGGUCAACCAUAUGGAGGCUCAGCCAAUGAUCACUUUGUGAUUGGAGAGAGUCAAGGGAGGAGUAAGGUUAAAGAUCCAACCCAGGUUUGGACAAGUCAUAUUUACGUGCACAAGCUUUGGAAAAUAAUAAACAAAUUCGUUGGACCAGCGCUGUUGCUAACUAGCUUCACUGAUGUUUCACAUUUUUCCCCAUUUAUGCAAAGACUUCUGGGAAAUUAGAAUCCUCUUGUCUCGACCUUCACAUUCUGUACCUAGGAAUCAGUGGAUGUGAGGUCUGAGGCCGGUUAGGCACUUUCUAUUGGACCAGCUGCAGUAACACUCUCGCAUUGGGGACAGUGUGUGUCAGAUCAUGCUGGAACAAGAAGCUGAGAAGCUGUCUAGGUGAUUUGUCUCCGUUUUUGUGAACUUUACAAUCCCACAAGAUCAGCCUUAAAAGGUUGAUCCAGGAUUUUGGCAAUGAUUGAUACAUUUUUUAUGUCUCUAUGUCCAGUAUGAAGGAAGUUAGAGGUAGUUUUGCGAGCCAAUGCUAACUAGAAUUAGCGCAAUGACAGUAAGUCUAUGGGUAUCUGCUAUCUAGAAGGAUUGGUCAUUGCGUUAAUGCAUGCUAGUAGAUACCUAUAGACUUCCAGUCUUUUAGUUUAGUUUAUUAAUUUGACCAUUUUAAAAAAACAA